Messenger RNA from Peromyscus maniculatus bairdii (prairie deer mouse), 5985 nucleotides. RefSeq names its product RNA guanylyltransferase and 5'-phosphatase (gene Rngtt). The record is from RefSeq and is a predicted model, not a curated record. Lineage: Eukaryota; Metazoa; Chordata; Mammalia; Rodentia; Cricetidae. Gene Ontology annotation, molecular function: mRNA guanylyltransferase activity; ATP binding; mRNA 5'-triphosphate monophosphatase activity. Gene Ontology annotation, biological process: 7-methylguanosine mRNA capping; protein dephosphorylation.
UUGUGGGCUCGCCGGGAGCCUCGGAGUGGAACCUGAAUGAAAGUGGCGCGCCGCUGAGGAGCCGGGUGGGGCGGCUGGCGCCGGGGUUCGGGCCACUGGCUCCAGAGCGGUCGGCUAGGUGGCGGUGUGCGGCGCAGACAUGGCUUACAACAAGAUCCCGCCGCGGUGGCUGAACUGUCCGCGGCGCGGCCAGCCGGUGGCAGGAAGAUUCUUACCUCUGAAGACAAUGCUGGGGCCAAGAUACGAUAGUCAAGUUGCUGAAGAGAACCGGUUCCAUCCCAGCAUGCUCUCAAAUUAUCUAAAGAGUCUGAAGGUUAAAAUGAGCUUGUUGGUGGAUCUGACAAAUACUUCAAGGUUCUAUGACAGAAAUGACAUAGAAAAAGAAGGAAUCAAGUAUAUCAAACUUCAGUGUAAAGGACAUGGUGAAUGCCCCACGACUGAGAAUACUGAGACAUUCAUUCGCCUGUGUGAGAGGUUUAAUGAAAGAAGCCCGCCUGAACUUAUAGGUGUUCACUGUACCCAUGGCUUCAACCGGACCGGUUUCCUCAUAUGUGCCUUUUUGGUGGAGAAGAUGGAUUGGAGUAUUGAAGCAGCAGUUGCUACAUUUGCCCAAGCCAGACCACCAGGAAUCUAUAAGGGUGAUUAUUUGAAGGAACUUUUUCGUCGCUAUGGUGAUAUAGAAGAAGCACCACCACCACCUGUCUUGCCAGAUUGGUGUUUUGAGGAUGAUGAUGAAGAUGAUGAGGAUGAAGAUGGAAAAAAGGACUCAGAACCAGGGUCAAGUGCUUCCUUUGGUAAAAGGAGAAAAGAACGGUUAAAACUGGGUGCUAUUUUCUUGGAAGGUAUAACUGUUAAAGGUGUAACUCAAGUAACAACUCAACCAAAGUUAGGAGAAGUACAGCAGAAAUGUCAUCAGUUCUGUGGCUGGGAAGGGUCUGGGUUUCCUGGAGCACAGCCUGUUUCCAUGGACAAGCAAAAUAUUAGACUUUUAGAACAGAAGCCAUAUAAAGUAAGCUGGAAAGCAGAUGGUACUCGUUACAUGAUGUUGAUUGAUGGCACAAAUGAAGUUUUUAUGAUUGACAGAGAUAAUUCAGUGUUUCAUGUUUCAAACCUGGAAUUUCCAUUUCGUAAAGAUCUCCGCAUGCAUUUAUCAAAUACCCUUUUGGAUGGGGAAAUGAUCAUUGACAAAGUAAAUGGACAGGCUGUUCCAAGAUACUUGAUAUAUGACAUAAUUAAAUUCAAUGCACAACCUGUUGGAGAUUGUGAUUUUAAUAUUCGCCUGCAGUGUAUUGAACGUGAAAUCAUAAGUCCACGACAUGAAAAAAUGAAGACUGGGCUCAUUGACAAAACACAGGAACCAUUUAGUGUGAGACCUAAACAAUUUUUUGACAUCAAUAUUUCAAGAAAGCUCCUGGAAGGAAAUUUUGCCAAAGAAGUCAGCCAUGAGAUGGAUGGACUUAUUUUUCAGCCUAUUGGAAAAUACAAACCUGGUCGAUGUGAUGAUAUUUUGAAAUGGAAACCUCCCAGUCUGAACUCUGUGGAUUUUCGACUUAAGAUAACAAGAAUGGGAGGAGAAGGGUUGCUUCCACAGAAUGUUGGCCUUCUCUAUGUUGGAGGUUAUGAAAGACCCUUUGCACAAAUCAAGGUGACAAAAGAACUAAAACAGUACGACAACAAAAUUAUAGAAUGCAAAUUUGAGAACAACAGCUGGGUCUUUAUGAGACAGAGAAUAGACAAAAGUUUCCCAAAUGCCUACAACACAGCCAUGGCUGUGUGCAAUAGCAUCUCGAACCCUGUCACCAAGGAGAUGCUGUUUGAGUUCAUUGACAGAUGUGCAGCAGCUGCCCAAGGACAGAAGCGAAAGUAUCCCCUGGACCCUGACACAGAGCUCAUGCCACCCCCACCUCCCAAGAGACUGCACCGGCCAACCUAGUCCCUGCCUCUGACCUCAUGCUCAAGAGGAAAGAAGAGUGAGAAGAAUGCUGUUGCCUCAUUUACACAGCCAGAGAAAUUAAAGAGACAAUUGUGGCUUGGUACUGACACAUGUGUUUUAAGGGAAGACAUGUAGCCAACCUGUAUAUAUUUGGUACAUUUGGUUUCUCAGAAAUACAGUACAUCAUGGACCUAAAUAUUUUAUUUAUACCUGAUAAAUUCAGCCUUACCUUUUAGAGUCUGAAGAUUGAAAUAUCCAAAGGUUUAAAUCAAAUUGAAGUCAAUGAGAUAGAGGCCUUGUUUGUAUGUGAAUAGAUACCUUUACAUUUGAUUCGUAACUAGCAAUCUGAAAUUGUGAGCUCAUUGAGUUUUUUAGUAGUUGGAUUUUAAGUUUUUCUCCUAAAAAUGUAGGCAGUGGCAUCAGAAAUUCUUGCUGUCACUUAUCAUGGAUUUCCUAUAUUUCUGAAUUUUCUAUAUUCUGAACAAUGACAAGGUCAAACAUUAUGUACAUUAAACAUUUUGGUCUGGCUAUACCUUUGUGUGUGUGUGUGUGUGUGUGUGUGUGUGUGUGUGUCUGUCUGUCUGUCUGUCUGUCUGUCUCUGUGUAUGGGAUGUAAAACAGUAACACCCCCCCCCCCUUUUUUUUUUGUAAAUUGUAUCCUUUCUUUAGAAACAACUUUGAGUGUUUUACCAUUUUUCUUGUUUGAAUCACAGUGUCAGAUGUCUGGUGUUCCCAUCCUGGCAGUGGUUUUGAGUUACUUUGUGGCACUUAAAUAUAGAGCCCCAGGGCCUUUAUGUGCUGCUGUCCUGGGAACAUUGUUUCUUUUAGACACCAGGGCUCCUUCCCCUCCCUGUACCUCAGUGGGAUCAUCACACACCACUCACUGUGAUCUCUGGGAGCGAUAUCAAACACAAAGGUGUUGUGUUAGUUCCCUCAAACAAAGCGUCAGAAGCAAUAGCAUUAUUCCUUUGUUAGAAGGUAAUGUCAACUGAACAAGGUGUUGUCUCUAGGAGAUACUGUCCUCCCACUGGACAGGAUGGAUCAUGGAGGAAGUGAAGAUGUUGCUUCCACUAUUACAGUUGCACCUGUGCUUGGGGGAUGAUAUUUCAGUGAUGCGGCUGCAUUUCAGUGUUUACUAUAGACAGUAGGUUUAAAAGGCAGCUAAUGGUCCCUGAUAUUGUAAAAAACUGUUUUGAUUGGCUUGUGAAGGGAAUUCAGAAUUAGCUACUAGCAAACAGCUUAAUGUAUUUAUUUUUAGAGACACAGGUUUUAAGUGUAUGUAUUUAAGCAAAUUUUCAUGAUCUGAAUUUUUAUAUAUGUAUAAGCAUAUAUGUGAAAGUAUAUGCAACAGUGUAUAUUCUUGUACUGAUUCAGCCAGAAGUGAAAACCCAGAUGCGUUACCUGGCAGACUGAGUAUCUGAUGGAAUUUUUAUUUGACAUAGCACAGAUGAACCAAAACUGUAUUUAUAUGAACCUGAGUUUUAAUGUUUUUAAACAAACUUUUCUUCUGUACUGCUUUUCUAUAUGGAGUACUAGGGCUGUACUUGGGCUUCUGCCUCUGUUGUUCCCAACUUAUGUAAUGUAUAGCAGAUUUAUUCAAAACACUGUUUUUUGUUUUUUUUUUGUUUGUUUGUUUGUUUUGCUUAGAUUGCUUUUGUCUGUUUGGGCACUGAAGGGAUUUAAACACCUGACUGCUACAGUGAUUACUGAAGGGAAGUUGUCAAGGUUCCUUCUGUCUUUUACAUGGUGGAUCUAAAACUGCCUGUGAACUCCAGACAGUCUAGUGCCUGCUUCCCCAGGGUCAGUGACUCUUUACACCACAGAUGUUCUGCUCCCAAGCUGGUGCAAAAACAGAGCUCCUUUUCAUAUAUAAUAACAAGCGUUUGCCAAUGAUCUUUAAUAGAAUUAAAAUGUUUGUGGUAGCUCUAACAUUUUAAAUUAAUUUUGUGAAAAGAGCAUUGUAUAGGGCUUAAGUUUUUCAGUUUACCUUUUCCUUUCAAUUAUGGUAACAUAUAAUCACUGGUUUUCUAAGCAGAUCCCAUGUAGUCCCCAGACACAGAGCCUCCUCAGGUAUCAUUAACAGUCACUUAGGUUGUUGGGUGAAACCUGGAGGCAGGAUUUAGACAUCUUGAAGGAAAUGUUCCUUCUUGAAGGCAGUUCGUCCCUUCUCAGCUCAUGUUACAAUAGCCGUUUUCUUAAGCUGAUAUUUACUAGAUAAGAGUAAGAAGACUUCUCCUGAGUUAUCGCAUGUAAAAGCUUGCUUUUUGUUUGGAAAAAAAUAUGGGUGGCUACUGCCUAGAUGGUUACUUUGCUUUCCAUGAAAUGCUCAGAAAUGCCAGAACAUUCCUUCUCUAAUUGUGUGUCAGUGUGUAUUGUAAUAAAACUACUGAUGUAAAAUAAUAGUGUCUUUCCUGUCUCACUGGCAAUGAUUUGGUGUCCCUUCUGCUACAUUGACUCUUUUUUAAAAUAUUUUAAUUUUAUAAUUAAUUUCAUUUUACAUUACAUUGACUCUUGUUGCUAACUUCCAUACCUAGUAUGGGUCAUCUGGCUAGUUACACUCUAAAGAUUAGCAUAGAGAUUUGGAAAAUCUGUUUUGCCUUCUGAGAGACUUGAUUUGUUUGAACCUUUUUUACUUUUGAAGUCUAGGGUGGAGGUACUUUAUAUUAUUUAUGUACAUUUACCCAUCUCAGCAGUCUACCAAACGAGUAUUCUCUUACAUUAUUUUUCAUGGAUUUCCUUUAGAGUAUUUAGUAGUCAAUGAAGUAAUGAACCAUCAAAUGCUUGUAAAAACUGUGCAUUUUUGUAUAUGAGAUUUUGCUAUUCGUAAGCAUAAGCACCAUUUUGAGCAAUGUUUAUAGUCUCUUCAGGCCAAUAAAAUAAAAUCUUGAAGAUCAGUGCCCAAGUAGUUAAAUGCCUAUCGUGGAGAAAAGCCCUAGGCUGGAUCCAGAGAGAAGUCCAAGCUGCACCUCCUGCUAGUUCUGUGUUCUCCCUUCCUUCUCCCUCCUUUUCCCAUUUGUAAAAUGUUAAGGUUGGACCUGAUCAAAAGGAACCUUUCUAGUCCAACUGUGAUUCUAUGUGAAGUCAGGACUCUGUGUGUGUUCACCCUAGCAGCCAUAUUUCUGUGACUGAUGGUUACCAUCAAGCUAAGUGUAUCAGUUAAGUGCCCUUCCUAACAUUCAGAUACAGAAUGUUAGACUGAAUUUUCAUCUAAGCCCCAAGCACAUCUUGGCACUCCGGUAGAGUUGCCUAAAUGUUUCUUCACAGUCCGGGUGGGGAAUUCCACUUCCACAAGGUCUCAGCUUGCCCAAUUGAAUUUUUGCUGCUGGCCAUGAUGGGCAUCAUUUGCCUCUUGCCAGAUGGAGAUGAAAUUGACAGCAGGAGAGAAAAUGUGACUGAACUGCCAUGAAGGGAAGUAUAAUAUUGGAAGUGCUGGGUUCUGAAGCUGUAAUUGGGAAACAUGGUGAUUAAAAUAAGCACUGGCCCAUUGUUUUCUUGAUUGUGGCAGUUAGCUGUCAACUCUCACACUUUGCCUUGUUAUUGUUAGCCUUGGUUUAACUUCAGUAUCUCUCCCUCCCCUCUCCUGACACCAGGUAACCAUUGUACAUGGUAAGGGAAUAAAGCUGGGGCCACUGGACUUCAAGAUUCCACAUUUCAAAAUGUACGUGGGUAGAUGGACAUGCCAGCUAUUUUUUCAUGGAAAGGCAUUUUUAAAACAUUUGUGGCCAUCAUUCAAUAACGUAAAAAGAAUUUCAAUACUGAAAAGUACUUACUUUACAAGAAAGUAUAGGCCUUUACAUAGAACAGUAAAGUACCUGCAUGUCACCCUAGGCUGGCAAAGCCUUUGUGUUGGCCCAUUGUGCUGACUAGUUUUAAGUCAAGUUGAUACAGACUAGAGUCAGUAGAGAAGAUAGAACCUCAACAUCACUGAGGAUGAAUUAAAAGAAGUGUUUGAAGAUGCCCUGGAGAUCAGAUUGGUUAGCCAGGAUGGGAAGAGUAAAGGGAUUACUUAUAUUGAAUUUAAAUCUGAAGCUGAUGCAGAGAAAAACUUUGAA